AUGACGGACAUUUUAUCAAGGCCAUCCACAUUGAGCCAUAGGGACAAGUUUAUCAGAAUCAGCGCAAUUAUAUCGAGAGAGGGAUUGAGCAACCAGGGUAUGCACAGAAGGUCUGAGAACUCAAAGGUAGCCACCCUAAGGCUCCUAAACGAGGCAGCCCUCUGGUUUAAGGAGCAGGGCGUAUGUGUUUUAAGGACAUUGAGGGCCCUUAGAAGAACACACGAGAAUGUCGACCAAGCCCAGAUGACCCUGACGCCAAAGAGGAGUGCACAGAAGGCACGGAAGGUGGCAUGCCUUAUAGAGGAGCUUGCUAAGACAAAGCAGACUAGUCACAAUGGCGAGGCCCGAUUCUUAAACUUUGAAAGUCCAAUUACUGGAAAUCGGACUUGUCGGAUCAGCCGACCUGUAUUCGCCGUAGCAACCGUGAGUCUCAUAGACGAUGCAGCUCUCCAGUCUGAGGAGCAAGACGAAUUCGAGUUCAUAUCGGUACUAAUUUUUUCCGGGGACGAGGCUAGAGUCGCAGAUGACCAGGCUGAAGAUGUUGAAGUGAUGCAGAUGCCAAGGCAAAAUAAUGCUGCUAUUGAGUGUUACUCCUGUCAGAAUGUGGCAGACGUUGACGCAUGUCAUAGCGCGCAAACAUGUUUAUCCAACCAGACAUGCUACCAACAGACAGUUGGUGCUGGAUCAGGAUCCGUUUCCUACAACUUAGGAUGUAUCGACAUACAUUCUUGUUUUGAUGCAAACGGUAUCCAUGGAAACCCGGGUAUUAUCGGAAGAUCAUCUGAAAGAAGACAAUCCGAAACUAACUGCAAGGAGUGUUGCUCAGUUUCUUACUGCAACGAUCAGCUCUGUGCGCAUAAACAAGCAUCAUCCUGUGUCGAUGACAUCAGCGUUGAUUGUGCUAAGAUAAACUCGCUGUUCAAUAUAUGCGCUUCGAACUACGAGCAUGCGUCUCAAGUGUGUCCAAGGUUCUGCGGACUGUGUGAUUAUGCCAAUGGCAACUGGGCGGAAUGGACUAAAUGGUCUUCGUGUGAUAUAACUUGUGGAAACAUGACCCAGACGCGGAGAAGAACAUGUACAAAUCCUGCUCCAAAUCAUUACGGGAAGAACUGCACUGGACCUGAGACGGACAUUCAAACUUGUGUUUUACAAACGUGUCCAGUUCACGGUGGAUGGAGUGGAUGGGAAUCUUGGAGUGUUUGUUCAGUUUCCUGUGGCGUUGGUAUGCAACACAGGCAUAGAACUUGUUCCAACCCAGCGCCUUCUCUGUUUGGAGAUCACUGUUUUGGCGAUUCUAACGGUUAUAAGAUAUGCAUUGUACAGCAAUGCGAAGUUCGGCUUGUUAACGGAAGCGAUAAGUAUCAAGGUCGUAUCGAGAUUUCCUUGCUAGGCUCGGUUUGGGGAACAGUGUGUGAUGAUGGAUUUAGUACCAACUCUGCAGCAGUUGUAUGCUUCAUGCUUGGAUUUAACAGAUCUGGCGCGACAUUUAAUAGUGCGUUUCCUGAUGGUGUAGCUUCUCAGCCGAUUUUGUUAGACGACGUGAUAUGUUCUGGACUUGAAACGAACAUCCUUGCAUGCAAUCACACUCGAGUGGCAAGUCACAAUUGUGGCCAUAGCGAAGAUGUUGGAGUUGUUUGUAGGCCAUGUGAGUAA
Messenger RNA from Mya arenaria, 1653 nucleotides. Its product is annotated as lysyl oxidase homolog 2-like. Bases 1 to 1653 code for a protein of 550 amino acids. The transcript is spliced from 15 exons. The record is from RefSeq and is a predicted model, not a curated record. Lineage: Eukaryota; Metazoa; Mollusca; Bivalvia; Myida; Myidae. Gene Ontology annotation, cellular component: membrane.